UUCACCAAACAGAUUUUGCAUUUUAUUCCGUUUCUUAGCUUGAAAGUGUUGGCACACGGUUGUUACGUGUGCUGCUGUAAAAGUAAACGCCUUUAGCUUUGAAACAAUUUUAAGAACAGUUGGCUUUAUUAUUCAAACGUUUACGCCUUUAAAUCUUUAAUUUGUUUAUUUAAAUCGACAAACAGGUGCUUCGAACGUUUGAAAAAGGCAUCAAAUAAGGGUUGAGAAGCAUUCCAAGCGCUCAACUCUUUCCUCUGUAAGAGUUCAGAGAAGCCAUCAUUUCUAGUCCGCAAAAAAGCCAAUUACCUUUUAUUCUUGAAAAAUGGCUUUGUUCAUCGCUACCGUCGUCCCUAGUGGAUCAUGGCGAGAAAUCAUCCCUGAAAGCAAGCAAGUGUAUAAAUCGGGAUAUCGAAAAGAUAAACUUAAUCGAUCCCGAGUUAUUCGUAAACCAAUCUAUGUUACCUACGCAUCUGAGAGAGGCCUCGUGCCGUGUUUUGAUUACGCCCGCAGCAAGAAACUUGCGCCAAGGCGGCCCCAGUGUUUUAAAAGAGAAUUUGUCAAAUAUUGCUCCCCAAGUGAAAAAUCCGAGAUUGCAAGUGAAAAUGGAAAUGUUCGGAGAUCUCUCCGAGUUGUGCCAGCCCAGCGUUGCAAUGGCACAACAAAGUGCUACAGAUGAACUUAAUACACCUGUCUUUGAAAAGGCGCGUUUCAAUUAUGAUCGCCCACUCUCCAGGUCUGAUCUUCUUGAUGUUCCUGCUUCAUUAGAAGAUCCGUUCAAUUAUAAACUAAAAAAUGAGUUAUCCAGUAUGAAUACUGUAAAUAUAAAUGAUACAAAUAAUAUUAUUAUGCAAGAAGACAGCAAUGUUUUGCUAGAAAAUAGUGACAUGACCAACAUGCCGAACAUGAUAACCACCGACACUGAUCAGUUGAAUUAUGUAGUACUCGGUAGUCCAGGCUUAAAUGACCAACAGCCUAAUGAUCAUGUUCCGUGUCAUUUGGAAUACAGUAACGUAUAUUCUAAUAGUAAUAAUACAGUAACCCCAGUUUAUGAACUAGUUUGUGAUUAUGAAGAAUAUUUACCUACAGUGAACAACUACACUGAUAUUUUCUUCAAUAAUAAUAGCAACACCAAUGAUGAACAAUCUCACAGUGAUCAAUACAUUAAAUUAGAAACAACUUCAAUAUCCAGUCCCGAUUUAUCAAAGAGCUCUGCCGACUGCAGCAACAGCAACUCUAGGCUUACACUAGAUCUCGAUACAAAAUACAAAAACUUGGAUUCUCUAGAUACACCAGACGUAAUAGAAACAAUAGACGCAAUAGAGUCUGAGAAGGCAUUCAACAUACUAAAUUUUAUUACAGAGGAGGAAUUUGAUACAGCCGAACCAAUAUUUUCGCCAUUAGAUGUACCAUCAUUCUUCCCAACUACAUCCGAUGAUUCACAUUCAGUCACCAAACAGACACGCAAAAGGAAACUCAAGACCCACGAUUCGGAUGACGAAGACUAUGUACCACCUCCAUCUUACCAACGAAUAUUUGGGUCUAAUAGGAAGUUACCUAAAUUAUCUAUCGAUUCAGAAUGUGAAUCAACGCAGAGUCGCAGGGGCCGACCACCAAAGAACUACUCUACAAAUGUGUCUGAAUGCAGCAGCGGAAGUAAUGAUAGGUAUAGGGAAAUGAGGGAUAAAAAUAACGAGGCCUCACGAAAGUCGCGACUCAAAAGGAAAUUAAAAGAAUGUGCGCAAGAGGACGAGGCAGAUGAGCUGUUAGAGAAAAACAUGAAAUUAAAAGCGCAAGUUGCAGAGUUGGAAAAAACUGUGAACAAUUUUAGAACAAAUCUUAUGCAAAUUUUACUGAAAAAGUGAAUUAUUACUGUGUGACAUUUUUUUAAGAUAAUUAAAAAUUUAUAAGAUCUUCGGGGGUUACUAUUACAUUUAUUCUUAGGUAUUUAGUGUUUGUUCUCGUAGUUUAUUUAGAAUGGUACCACAUGUUUACAUUUUUAAUUUUGUUUGCGAAUGUUGUGGAUAUCUAUAAAGGACUUAUUUUAUUUCA
This is a messenger RNA of Photinus pyralis (common eastern firefly), 2049 nucleotides long. RefSeq lists its product as uncharacterized. The record is from RefSeq and is a predicted model, not a curated record. The coding region runs from base 456 to 1862 and encodes 468 amino acids. The transcript has 6 exons. Gene Ontology annotation, biological process: DNA-templated transcription; regulation of transcription by RNA polymerase II. Gene Ontology annotation, molecular function: RNA polymerase II cis-regulatory region sequence-specific DNA binding; DNA-binding transcription factor activity, RNA polymerase II-specific. Lineage: Eukaryota; Metazoa; Arthropoda; Insecta; Coleoptera; Lampyridae.